CGCAGUCGCAGGGUCCCCGCUGGGCAAGUCCGCUUCACGGGCGAGGAGCCUCCUCUGGAGUCGGGAGUGGCGCGCCGCAGGCUGGAGAGGCAGCUAAGGGUCAUUGAUUCGUUGGGACUGCUGGGUAGAAAAGAAGGGAAGACAAAAGAGAGACAAGCAUGUGGAUUCAGUCUCCUGUCUCCUCUCUCCAGGCAGCAGAGAUAGGAAUGUCGUUCUGAUCCAGGCAAUGUGUGUUUCCUGUGUGCUGUGAGAAGACUUCUGGGCUGUUUGAACGUGCCCAUUGAAUUUAGAUCAAGUGGAAAGAAUGGCCCAGGUUCUGCACAUGGAGACUGCUUUCCCAGGAAAGGGCAAUCCAGCCUCUGCUACAAUCUUCCAUGGGAAGGAGCAAGACUUAGCUUACUCAGUGGAGACUCCUUAUGGCUACCGCCUUGACCUGGACUUUCUCAAGUAUGUGGAUGACAUUGAGAAGGGCCACACUAUUAAGCGCAUUCCAGUCCAUCGCCGACCACGCUACAGCUCAUUGCCACGGGGCUAUGGCUACACUGGUUCAUGGUGGACAUCCACUGAGUCCCUCUGUUCCAAUGCCAGUAUGGACAGUCGCCACUCCUCCUAUUCUUAUUGCGGCCGUAGCUUCUACCCACAGUACACUAGUGCAAUUCCAAGCAGUUUCAAUGCCCGUGUGGAGAAAACUUUGCUGGAUGCUAGAAAGAAGUUAGAAGACCAAGCAGACUUAGAUGGGGAAACACCCACAGCAAGUGGUCUCGGAAGUCUCCACAGCAGUGUAUCUGGAUCAACAAGUUCUUUGGUUGGAAGCCAGAGUGUCUCCCGUCAAACUUCUUACAAUGGCUCACAGCAAGGUGCUCCUGGACAGUUCACACCAAUUGGUUCUGGGUUGUCCACUCCAGUCUCGCCAACCCCAGGACAUCUUCAACAUGUCCGUGAGCAGAUGGCUGUGGCCUUGAAGAAGUUGCGCCAACUGGAAGAACAGGUCAAGAUGAUCCCAGUGCUUCAGGUGAAGAUCUCAGUGCUACAGGAAGAGAAACGGCAACUUAGUGUUCAGCUUAAAAGCCAGAAGUUCUUAGGGCAUCCAGGAGGAUUUGGCAAGGGCAAAUCCAGAGGGGAGCUCUACAUAGACAUCCCUGAGGAGGGGGCAGACGGAAAUACAGAGGACAGCAGUACAAGGUCUGGCACAAAGGGUAGAUUGGAUAAGAAGGAAGUGAGGUCGGUGGGUGUGGGAAGGACAGUUGAAGAUGGAGAGCUGAAUGUGGAAGUGGGAAGAUGUGACAUAGGGGUAGCAGUCAGGGAGGAGGAGCUGGGCUUGCCUUCCCCAGAGGAGGAACAGCAAUGCCAGGCUAUUCAGGCCCUAUCCAGCAAGGUUGCUCUGCUAGAAACACAACUGAAGAAAGCACUUCAAGAUCUCCAGGCUGCCCAUCAGAAACUGGAGCACCAGGGCAGGGAGAAGGAAGACAAAGAAACUUCGACGAGGGAUGUAGGCCUGACGGAACGGGGAGUGAGGAUAGAAGGUCCAGAGCAGUGGGAUGCCCCCAUUCGGGUUGAUGCCGUCAAAGUUGUCCAAGUGGAAAGAGAGCCAGAGAUUGCAGCCAGCAUAGCUACGGGGCCUCAGAGGGCACAAGUCCUGGAGAGCAAGGAGCCCUACGCCAGCCUCAGACCUUCAGCAGGCAAAGAUUCGGCUUCUGAGAAAGCUUGGCUGCCGCUUUGUGCCGCAUAUCACAGCAGUGAGGUGGUGGAAACCACUUUCCCGAUUCACGCUGGCCCAGCAGCCACAGCUACCACCUUCCACUCUGUGAAAAAGAUCAGCAUUGUCAACACAGAGGAGGAUGGGAGUGGAAAGAAAGAAGCCAGAGAGCCCAAAGAACCACUAGAGAAAACUGAAUUUUCAGUUCUUGACUCCCUUCGGGCAGAACAGGUGGCUCCAUGCCUCUCUCAAGAACCUAAUCUGGAUGUGCAGAAAGAGGGAGAGGAUCAAGCUUCAUCUGCUACAGGGAUCCGGUCAAUUAUGAAGAAGAAGGAAGAACCUACAGAAAUUCUGACUAGCAAGAAGAGCCUCCAGUUUGUGGGUGUCAAUGGAGGGUAUGAGUCCACCUCCUCGGAGGACUCCAGCACAGCUGAGAACAUCUCAGACAACGAAAGCACUGAGAGUGAAUACCAUGAGGCGAGUGAGGGCCUCCCUGCAGGGCAGGGAGUGGUAGCUGAAGCCCCGAAGCUUUCUGGAAUAACCCCAGAUACACCACAUCCUGGAGUGCCUGUCGAGGUGGGGAAAAUAACUACAGCAGAAGGUCCCACCAAGGAACCAGCAGGCAAAACUGGGUUGGCUCUCAGCAAAGAGUUGCUUUCAGCCUGUGCAGUUCUUCAGAAAUACCUAGAGAAUCACAACCCACAUAUGGAUGAAGAGACGAAAUUAGCCUAUAGCUCAGUGCUCCACUAUUGGCUCAAGCUUUCCUGCCACAAAGAAGCCGAUCCAGAGCCGAUCUGGCUACACUUGAUGGCUUUCCAGGCCGUUUCCCCGCAGUUGCUAGAAUUCAUCAUCAACAUGGCCGAUGCCAACGGCAACACAGCCCUGCAUUACACCGUCUCGCAUUCCAACUUCCCUGUGGUGGCAAAGCUGCUUGAAACAGGUUUGUGUCACGUGGACCAACAGAACAAAGCUGGCUAUACAGCCAUCAUGCUCACAGCACUGGCUGCCUCCCAGACAGAAAAUGACAUGGAGACUAUUGUGCAGCUACUGAAAAGGGGCAAUGUGAAUGCCAAAGCCAGCCAGGCUGGGCAGACUGCGCUGAUGUUAGCUGUCAGCCACGGGCAUCUGGAGAUGGUGCGUGCCUUGUUAGCAAGUGCUGCAGAUGUCAACUUGCAAGACAAUGAUGGUUCCACCGCCCUGAUGUGCGCCUGUGAACACGGCCAUGCUGAGAUCGUCCGCCUGCUGUUGGCUACUCCUGGAUGUGAUGUUGCUCUCUCAGACAAUGAUGGCAGCACAGCUCUCUCCAUUGCACUAGAGGCAGGCCAGAACGACAUUGCCAUCAUGCUGUAUGCUCAUCUGAACUUUGCCAAAGCCACAUCACUGGGUACCUUGAAGCAGCUGAAGCCUGAAAAUGCAGCUGUGAUAUCCAGUGAUACUCAGUAACCCAAAGUAGGAUGAUCGAUUUAUUGUUACCCCAAAUGUUUUCUUACUUCCACUUGAAAACUUGGCACAGUCUGGAUGAAGGAAUGAACACAC
Candoia aspera is the source of this 3232-nucleotide messenger RNA. RefSeq names its product KN motif and ankyrin repeat domains 2 (gene KANK2). Lineage: Eukaryota; Metazoa; Chordata; Lepidosauria; Squamata; Candoiidae. Gene Ontology annotation, molecular function: protein binding. Gene Ontology annotation, biological process: negative regulation of vitamin D receptor signaling pathway; negative regulation of G1/S transition of mitotic cell cycle; negative regulation of transcription by RNA polymerase II. Gene Ontology annotation, cellular component: cytoplasm. Bases 305 to 3139 code for a protein of 944 amino acids. The transcript has 13 exons. The record is from RefSeq and is a predicted model, not a curated record.